AUGGUGAAGCUGAACAAGCCGGGGGUCAGCAGGACCAACUCCACGAAGAGCCUGGCCGCCGCUGCUGGCGACGGUGAGGACGAGACGCCCUCGGCACGCCAGUUCCUGAUGAGCACGGCCCGGAGAUCGCUUGAUGAAGCUUUCACAGGGGGCAAGCCCAGCGACUCGGAGAAGAAGAGUGGGGUGAAAGAAAAGAAAAAAAAGAAGGAGAAGAAGGACAAGAGCAAGAAGAAGAAAAAAAAGGGUGCCAGCAGCAGCAGCUCGAAGUCCAGCGGCGACGAGGAUUCCAGCUCCUGCCUGGAGUCCGAGGACGUUGACGACUCCGCGGCUUUGUUCGGGUUGUCAAGGAAGGAGCUGCAGAAAAGCGACGAGGUCUGCAAGCUUGACGACUUUCCGAGCAAGCAGCUGGGCUUCGUGUUGUCACAUGUGACCGAGAUGUUGGCUGCAACAGAAGUGUAUGAAUGCGGGGGGGAACUGGAAACCCUGCUGGCCAACCGCGAGAAGAGGGCCCAGAAGCAACGCCAGAAGGAAGAGAAGGAGCAGUAUGCUUUCGAGGGUCGCACGGCAUCGACACUCUGGGCGAAAAGGAUGAGCGACCUCGUCGUCGCUCUUACGGGGCGAGCUCCCUCCGCCAUCUCCGUUGGCAACGCCAAAAGCCUGAGCGAUUGCUCAGCAGUGCUGCGACUUCUUUACCGCAAGGCUUUGAGGCGGAGCGACGAGGGAAAAUCCGCGAUGCAGAAGAAGGUGGCAGCGAUCCUGAGCAAGCACCGUGAGGCGGCCACGCAGGACCUCAAGCAGCAGAUCAGCCGGCAGAGCUCGGGCAGCGGCAUCGCGGCGCCGAAGGCGAAGAAGCUGCCUCCGCCAAAGCCACCCAAGAGAAAGGGCGAGACCGACGACAGCCGUGUUGGGAAGCCGAAGCUUACGACGACAGAGCCGAGGUCCAAUCUCCGGGCGAUCCGCGACAAAGAGCCGGAGCAGCACGAGGAGAAGGAGGAGCCAGAAGUUCCGGGAGAAGGAGAGGAUGUCAAGACGGGCAAGGAUGAUGAUGAGUUCCUGGGCGAGGACGAUGUGCCGAGCCCCCCGGAGGAGCUGGACAGCGACGACAACGACGAGGUGGCCAACUCAGAGGGGCAGCAGGAGAGCGGCGACGACGAUGAUAUCUUCACGGGCGACUUUGCUUUGGAGAAGGCAAGCAAGGCAGAGCAUCAGAAGGCAAAGGCCAUCCCCGCAAAGGCCCAGAUGUACCUGGACAAGCUGGACAAAGACCUCGCCUCCUGCAUCCCCAAAGACCUCUCCGAGUCAGACUUGGGGAACUGGGUGCGGCUUCUGUUCUCCGAAGGCAUGCUACGUCUGGAGGAUGUAAAGCUUAUUGCGAACCUGCCAGGAUGUACGAUGUCGGGCAGCCUCGGUCCGGGCAAAGCUUUCUACAACAAGCUCUCCAUCAAAGCCAAAACGGAGUUGGACCCAUGGGCCCAGCGGAUUGCAAGUGGGGAGGCCUUCGCGACCCCAAGCCGGCGACCAACAGGAGCUCCGCUGACGUCAGGCUGA
Molecule: messenger RNA, 1548 nt
Organism: Symbiodinium sp. CCMP2592
Lineage: Eukaryota; Dinophyceae; Suessiales; Symbiodiniaceae
Source: the annotation of a GenBank genome assembly